UAUAGGAAGCGGGCAGAGUUCCAAUAUUGAGCGCAGAGCAGAACGGCCAUUUUGAGGCGCUACGUGAACUGCUCAUGUGUCUAGCAAGGCAGAAUGAACGCCUUACAGUCAUAUUCUAGUGACGAGGAGUCCGGGAAUGAAGCGCCAACACAUAAAACUCGCAAGAGUGGUGACCUGGGCACUAACUAUGAUGAUGUCGGUAUGGACAUAAGUGAGGACUCUGAUGAGGAGCUGCCAUCUGCCCACCAGUCGAGAGAGAAGUUAGGUGCCAGACCCACAGGCAACACUUCAAAACAUCAUGAAUCUUCAUUGGGUAAUCGAUCUUCCGAGGACCCUCCAGUGACCAGUAGUGAGAGCAACAAGAACUCCAGUGAAGUCAAGGAGGGUCAGCGAUCUAGUCUCCAGGAGCGCUUGCUGGGCCUUGCCAAUAGAGGAUCACAGCGCGUGCAACCAGGAGAUGAUCGAGGUUCAGGCAGAGACAGAAGAGAAAAAUCAAGGUCCAAGUCCAGGGAAAGAGAAGUUGGAAGAUCAAGUCAGUCAAGCAGAGACCAUGGUAGCAGGAGUCACCAGUCUCGAGAACAGUCCAGUCAAGGCCACUCAGGACGAAGCAGGGAUUCCCGUAAGGGUCGAGAAGAAGACCGAAAGAGGAAAGAUGAUGAGAGGCGGACCAGGCGAUCACGUUCUCGUUCACGAUCAAGAGACAGGCGCAGGUCACGUUCUAGAUCCAGAGACCGCAGGUCAAGGUCACGGUCCAGGUCCAGGUCCAGAGAAAGGCAUCGCCGCAGCCGCAGCCAUGAGAGAAAGAGACCCUUGGACAUCAGAAAAGAGGCUCAGCAGAAGCUUGCAGCCUUGAAAGCAGCUAAUCCAGAUCUGACAGCAGCAGAACUUCUUAAAAGGAGUAUGGAUGCUCAAGUAGUUGAGGUGCAGAAGCAAACAGGCAUUACCCUGCCAUCAUAUUACAACCCUGCAGCAAUGAACCCUAUGAAAUUUGCUGAACAAGAACGUAAAAAGAAAUUACUUUGGGGUAACAAGAAUAAGACUCAACCAACCCCCCUCCUCGGCACUCAAGCUGGUCCUCCAGAAACUCCACAGGGAAUGAAUCCAGGAAUUGUAGGAAGUAAUUUUGGAAGCAAGUUUUCAUCUCCACUAACUCAAAGACCAUCAGGCAUGGCAUUGUCACAUGCAGCUGCGAGCAGCAGCAGCAGCAGCAGCAGCAGCAGUAGCAGCAGCAACACCAGUGGGGGACAAGCAGCCUUAUGGGCCAACACUAGGUUUUCCAAUGACAGAGAUGGCAAGAUGGCUGAAAAGUUCCGCAGGCUUAUGGGGGUCAAGAAUACAGGUGAUGGGGCUGCAGUUCCCAGUAAGGAAGGUGGUGGCAGUGGUAGUGGUGUUGGUGGAGGAGGAGGAGAGGGCAGCAAAGAUAAAGGUAUUGACAUCCUUCAAAAACAAGAAAGUAUGUUUUCUUCAAUGGAAAGGCAAUAUGAGAUGGCAAGGAUUGCCACUCAUACUCAUAAAGGAUUUGGUUUAGGCUUUACUAGUCAGUCAUUUAUACCAAAGUAAUGAUUUCAUUGUUGACAGUCUCUUAAGUACUCAGUUUCAGUCUUGUACAUACAUGUUGUGGAGCGUUAUAGAAGAUAACUCGUGAAGAAAGUCUUCAGUGUAGGUAUUCAGUCUAGACAGAGGAUUGACCUAUCAGUGUGAUCAUUGAUGAAAGGCUAGACUACUAGUUUACGUCUCCUGUUGCCUCUUUCACCAUUAAUAAGUUUUUUAGAAGUUUGAGUCAGUGAGGAUAUCACCAAUGCCAAGACUCAGACCAGGGCCUCCCCCUCCAUUUUCUUGUAAUUUAUAGUUGUUGCUGUGAGUCAGUGGGAAAACACUGUUCUGCCAUCUUGGUCACUGGUCUGAGUUUUGCCUGUAUGUCAGUAAGGUCAAUGUCUGCACCAAAAAAAAAAAUUAAAUAAAAUAAAUAAUGAAAAAAUAAUAAAAUUAUUGAUUAUUUCGGUAAACGUAAAUAUUGUAACGAUUCUCUCUCUCUCUCUCUCUCUCUCUCUCUCUCUCUCUCUCUCUCUCUCUCUCUCUCUCUCUCUCUCUCUCUCUCUCUCUCUCUCUCUCUCUCUCUCUCUCUCUCUCUCUCUCUUGAUAUAAAAGUAAACAAUAUCAUUUAAAAAGAGCAAACUACAGUUCCAGUGCCACCUGUCAUCAAUAGUCGCUAAAUGGUUUUAUUUUGAUGCCAGACAUCAUUUGCUGCUAGUCAUGAUCAGGAUUUUUCUUUCAUUUCCUUUUCUUUUUUUUUUUCUUCAAAGGUUCAGUCAGAAUGAUUCUAUUGAGCCAAAAAAUGUGGUAUUCACUGACUUGGUAUUGAUAAGAAUAAACAAGAUAUAGUUUUCCUCACACUUCAGUAUUGAUGAACCUCCAACUUUCUUAGUUUCCUGCAUCAGGUUAUAUAAACUGGUGUUUCACCUUUUUGCUGGUUUGUAUGUAAGUCUCAUUUUUGUUAUUUGGAUAUCCAUUUUUGAACUAAGUUAUAUCUUCAGGAGAUUUUUCAUGCAGUUAUGUAUAUGUUCCUGCAGUUUUUAGCUCUGAAAAUAGUAUGGUGUAGGUAUGCAAACUUGAAAGGAUCCUUGCAUGUAUGAGUUAAUGAUUCUUAUAAGAAAGCUAUUAAAACUUAGAUUUUAUCUAGAUGAUGACACUUCAUUAUACUGAAAGCUUCUCCAACUGGUUGCAUUUAGUUAGCUUUACAUACCUACAGUUUCAGUAUGGUUUAUAAUUUUUUAAGGAUCAUGUGGAACUAAGCCAUACUGAAACAAUCUAAAAACUGCAGAUACCUAAAUAGAAUAGAAAAAAUAUCCCCAGAUUUGUACGAGUAUUUUAAGACUGCAAUAAAACAUCAACAAUGUAAGGUA
This is a messenger RNA of Portunus trituberculatus (swimming crab), 2903 nucleotides long. RefSeq names its product arginine/serine-rich coiled-coil protein 2-like. The transcript is spliced from 10 exons. The coding region runs from base 94 to 1560 and encodes 488 amino acids. The record is from RefSeq and is a predicted model, not a curated record. NCBI's taxonomy places the organism in Eukaryota, Metazoa, Arthropoda, Malacostraca, Decapoda, Portunidae.